CAUGUUUUCAGUUUUGUUUAAAUAGUUGAAAUGUUGCUACUCUUCAUAGUUUUAACUACUGGUGUUGUUCUUCAAGUUAAGGGCCAGGUUAUGUCAACACCUAUGUCCGAUGACUUUACAAUAUCCUUAGAAUCUCAAUUGUCGUUGCUUAAAUUGAAAGAAGCCCAAGCAAACAAUCUUCUGACCUAUAGGGAAGCAUUGGACGCGCAAUUGAAAGAAAUUAAGCUGGCCAUUUAUCACUCAGAAAAUCUGUUGAGAUCAGCUUCACAAUUCCAGCAUAAUAUUUUUUUUGAAUUUAAAGUUUUGAGGCACAUUUACAAGGAUUGGCCCCAAUACUUCAAAUUAUUGAAAAAAGAAUUGGGCACCGCAGAGAUAUCAUUAUCUCAGGAGCUGUUAACAAGGCAACCAAGCUCUGUGGACUUUACAGAAUCUCUGCGUGCCAUUUAUAGACUCCAAACUGUGUAUAACUUAGACUCUUCCGACAUGGCAGAAGGAAUAUUAGAUGGCUUCGAUUACAAUGUCCAAAAAUGGGGUAUUGAUGAGUGUUUGGUACUGGGCCUAAUGUAUCAAUACUUAAAAAAUUACAACCUAUCGGAAUAUUGGUUGAAAUUGGCUCUUUAUCAAUACGAGGAACAUCCCAACCCCGAUGUGUUGAAAAUAAAACUUUGGAAAUAUGAGAACUUGUUGGAAUUUCUAAUGGAGGCCAACAAAGGACUUGGUCGCUAUGUGGCAGCUAAGGAAUUUGCGAACGAGUUAAUUUCGAUAUUUCCAAAUCAGAUGUAUGCUAUAAAGCAACUGUCUAAGUUGGAAUAUCUGCAAGCAAAUCCAUUCAAUCUCACGGAAACAAAGAAGGAUUAUCAGGUCCAGAAAGCAAUUUGCUCAAAGUCUUAUCCAAAAAAAGUAUCAGUUAAUCUUAUUUGCCGUUAUGUAAAUUGGACGCCAUUCCUGAAAUUGGCGCCUUUAAAACUUGAGGAGUUGGCCAUUAAUCCAUCCUUAGUCAUUAUAUCUGAUUUCAUCGGAGAAAAGGACAUAGAAAUAUUAAAAAAUGUGGCUCGACCAAAACUUAAACGCAACGAACACUUAUCAUGGAAUUGCAGUUGUAAAAUUUCGACACUAUCCAGCUCAUCACAUAGUAUUGUUCGAAAAAUAAAUCAUCAAAUUAUUGAUAUCAUAGGAUUUCCAAGGAACGGAAAUCAAGUGCUAGAAGUCAUCAAUUAUGGUAUUGCUGGUAACUACAAUCCCCAUGAUACUUUAAGGUCCCCGAGCAACAGCAUAGCGAACGCUUUGAUAUAUUUGAGCAACGCCGAAAAGGGCGGUGAAAUUGUUUUCCCUUCAGUCGAAGUAAAAAUAAAACCUCAAAAGGGUACAUUGCUAGUUUGGGUUAAUCCCAAGGAGAGUAUUUUUUAUCAUCAGUGCCCUCUCUUAAAGGGAAAUAUGUGGUUGGCCAACAAAAUGCUGAACUGAGCUUUUGAUUGCAUUAUUUAUGUACUUUUUCUAACAUCUUUGACAUAUGUUUAUUUCAAUUUGAACUCUUGGCACUGAGUUAUUACAAAAGUCUACACAGGUCUACAAAUAUUUAAAAUCGAAAUAAAUUGUACUCCGAAAAAUGCACACUCUUCAAGAUUACAUAUCAGAUAAUUCAUAGAAAU
Drosophila gunungcola (fruit fly) is the source of this 1649-nucleotide messenger RNA. Its product is annotated as prolyl 4-hydroxylase subunit alpha-1-like. Gene Ontology annotation, biological process: peptidyl-proline hydroxylation to 4-hydroxy-L-proline. Bases 31 to 1464 code for a protein of 477 amino acids. Gene Ontology annotation, molecular function: L-ascorbic acid binding; procollagen-proline 4-dioxygenase activity; protein binding. The transcript is spliced from 6 exons. The record is from RefSeq and is a predicted model, not a curated record. Gene Ontology annotation, cellular component: endoplasmic reticulum. NCBI's taxonomy places the organism in Eukaryota, Metazoa, Arthropoda, Insecta, Diptera, Drosophilidae.